AUGAAAGGAAAAAAGCAUGCUUUAUUUUUUACCCUGCUUUUAUUUUUGUCAUAUAAGGUAAAUGCUGUAUUGUUAAAGGAGAUAAUUAAAAACUUUCUAGAAUGCACGAAAGAACAUGUGAAAGGUAAAAAUGCCUAUAAAUUAACUGAAGAACACCCAAGUAUUACAGGAAAUAUAUUAGAACUAUGGAAAAGUGAAACUAAUGAAAAUACAUGCCAGAAGAAAAUAAAAUUUAAACAUGAUGCAAUAAAAAUAAAGAUAAAAUAUGCACAAAUAUUUAGAAAACGAGCUAAUAGAAUUCUGAGGGAGGUAAUUCAUGGUCCUAAAAAUUUUGGAAACAGCAGUCACAAAGAAUUACGUAAAGGCAAUAAAAAUGGGGAGAAUAAAGAUGGAGAACAUAAAACUUAUAAUAAAACUCAUAAAGGAAGAUAUAGAAAUAGUUUAUUAAUGAUAAAUAAUGAUGCAUCUAGGAGAGGUCAACAUUCAGAGCAGCUUGACAAUGCCCUUGGUUCUGCUACUGGAUCAGAGGUGAAUUAUUAUGAUAAUUCCUCAAAGGAUGGUACCCCUUAUGGUGUUAAUCAUAAAAUAGAAAUUCAUAGUGGUGUUAUAAAUCAUGAAUUUCGUGAAAACCCUAUAAUGAAAUCUUGUCCGAUGAAGAGAAAUCGUUUGGAAAAAGAUUGGGGAUGCCAAGGGUAUAAGGAUGUUUGCGUACCAGAUAGGAGGUAUCUAUUAUGUGUAAAGGAGAUUGCGAAUUUGUUACAUAAUGUAGAUGAUAGAUUUCAUAGUGAUAAGGAAUUUCGAAAAACCUAUUUGAAAAGGAAACUUAUUUAUGAUGCUGAAGAAGAGGCAGCCUUAUUAUUAAAGAAGUAUAAUAAUAAAUAUAAUGAAAACUUAUGCAAUGAUAUAAAAUCCAGUUGGGCCGAUUUUGGAUAUAUAAUAAUGGGAACUGAUGUAGAAAAUAUUGGUUAUUCAAUAGUAGUGGGAUAUAACUUGCGCAGAGUUUUUGGAAAUGAUGAUAAUGCAAAAUUGAGUCGUAAGCAUUUUUGGAAUGACAAUAAAAUUGAUGUUUGGGAAGCAAUGAUAAAUUCAGUUAAAAAAGGAUCAACGGGAAAUGUUCAUUGGAGUUGUAAAAUGAAUGACACUUUGGAUAUAGUACCGCAGAUACAUAGUUGGAUUCGAGAAUGGGGAAGGGAUUACAGAUCUGAAUUAUCCUUAGGAUUACCACAAGUGAUAAAUAAGUGUAAUGGAAAAAUCAAUAAUACUGAUAAAAAGGUAUGCACAGUACCUGAAUGCCAGAAAAAGUGUGAAAUAUAUGAUAAAUGGUUAAAAAGAAAAAAGAAGCAAUGGGAUAUUCUCUCAAAUAAAUUUAAAGAUACAAAAAACAUGGAAAAUAUUCAAAAGGAAAACAAUGAGACUGCUUAUGAUGUAUUAAGGCAGGAGUUAAAUGGGGUGACAGAAGAGGAUUUUGUCAAUGAUAUUAGCAGUCGUGGUAAUACAUAUAUUGAAUUAUGCAUUUGUGGUAUCGAUGGCUUUAAAAACGUAUAUGAGUAUGGUGUAAUUGAUGAUGAUACAGUACAGGAUAUUAACCAUUGGGAUCAUAAAACAGAACGUACAUAUAAUGGGGAAACGGUGAGUGCUCCGGAAAAUUCUUUGGACAGAAAUGUCACAAAUAGAACAGGUGAAUCUCACGAAGGAAGAGUUGCUUUGGGGCAUGGAAAUGAUAUGAAUACACAAGUUUAUAUUCAGGGAAAUGAUAUUACUGAAGAUCUUGAUAUGCAGCAAUCUGAAUGGGAAAGGAGUGAUCCCAUUGCAGAUGCUAGAGAAGAUGUCGCUGAUUCAGAAAAUCAAAGUUUAAGAAAUUCAAGUAGACUAACAUCUGAAUCUGAAAUUGAUGAAAACAAUACACGCGAUGAUAGUACUGAUACUGCAUCUGGUACUCUCAGAAGUAGAGAUAGUUAUGGCACUUUGAACUCUACGAAGUUAAUAGUUAACCCGGGCUUGAAGGGUAUAGGUGAGGAGGGAAUGGUUCAAGAUAAUGAUAUGAAGACAAUUGAUGCAAAUAGCAAUCAUUCUGAUAGUAUAAGAGCUGCUGGAGAAGUUACUACUGACACAGUUGAAUACAAAAGAUAUGAUGGAAGGGAGACGAGCAGAUUUCCUGAAUAUAACAGGGAAGAGAGUAGGGAUACUUUGCCACAAAUAGAGGCAGAAAGUUUAGGAGAAACAGGAGGUGUGCAUAGAAGAACAACAGAUACAUCUUCCGUCUUGGCAUAUAAACAUUUUGGUAACGAAAAAGAUUUUCAAACACAUAAUUUAAAAAGCACUAAUAAAAUGAAUGGAGCUGAAAAUUUUGAUCAAAAUACAGGUACAAAAGGAUAUAACAGAGAUAAUAACAAAAGUGAUAAUUUAGGUUGGAGGAAUCAGACAAAUAAAGAUACCUCUACAAAAAAUCCUACUAGAAAUAAUGUAUUCACAAUUGAUAAAUUAGAUAUAAAAAAAUAUAAAUACAGAGAUGUCAAUGCAACCAGGGAGAAAAUAAUACAUUUAUCUGAAGUAAGAAAAUGUAGCAACAGUGUUUCUUUAAAGUAUUGUAAUUUAAUAGAAGACAAAGUAUCGUCAAGUGCUUGUUCUAGAGAUGAAAUAAAACAUUUAUGUUGCUCAAUAUCGGAUUUCUGUUUAACAUUUUUUGUUGCUUAUUCUCAAGAAUAUCGAAAUUGUGUGAAGAGGGAAUUUGAUGAUCCAGCAUACAAAUGUUUUAUAGCAGUUAGAUCCUUAGACAAUAGUUAUUUCGCUGGGGGAAGCAUAUUGCUCAUAUUAGCAUUGUUACUUUCUUCAACGAAGAUGAUAAAUAAUAACUCUGAAGAAUCUACAUUCGAUGAGUUUGAAGAACACUGUGAUAGCGAUAACAAAUGUCCAGAGAUUGUUGAUAGUUUUGAAAACAUACAGCCAACCUCUCCCCUGGAUUAUUAUUAA
Molecule: messenger RNA, 2970 nt
Organism: Plasmodium gonderi
Lineage: Eukaryota; Apicomplexa; Aconoidasida; Haemosporida; Plasmodiidae
Product: Duffy receptor precursor
Exons: 5
Coding region: 1-2970 (989 amino acids)
Cellular component (GO): membrane
Molecular function (GO): host cell surface receptor binding
Source: RefSeq, a predicted model, not a curated record